AUGACGCAGUUGCGUUCAUCAAAAACUGUCACGACCCAGAUCAUUGCUCUCUACUUGUAUCCUCCCGCUGAUCUCAAGGAGGCAUCGGCUGAUGGAGGCCUACUGCUGGGUGGAGGCGAUCCUGCAUUAUAUGAGGGUGCACUGAAGUAUGUCGUCUUCUCUUCGGCCGAAGAGUAUAGGGUCAAUCUUCGCAAGCUAUAUGUCGGUGUUGGACCUAUAUAUUCUCUAUUCAAUAUGAACCUUGAUCUCGACACCGGCGCCAACGCUCUAUUCGUUCCAAAAUUAUACUACAUGAAUCUCAUCAAGGAUAUUCAUGCUGAAACUGUCAAGGCUGCGGGUACGGAUGUUGUCUUCGAGUACGACUCAAAAGAGAUGCUAUGGUCCUUCCCUUGCCAACACAUGAGCAAGUUGCCACAGUUGAAGUUCGACUUGGGUCCUGAAGGCAUGACUCCAUUCACGAUGACAUACACGAACUAUGCCAGGUAUCAAUAUGGCAUAUGUUUACUUACUAUCGCACUAGCCCCAGGGAAUGAUUGGACGUUCCAUGACCGUAUGCUGAUCGGUAAUUAUUUUGAGUUCGAUCCUUCUCUUAAUCGAGUCGGAAUCGGCAAGUUGAAACCCCGAUCUCUAUAA
Messenger RNA from Perkinsus marinus ATCC 50983, 633 nucleotides. Its product is annotated as Cathepsin D precursor, putative. Gene Ontology annotation, biological process: proteolysis. The coding region runs from base 1 to 633 and encodes 210 amino acids. Lineage: Eukaryota; Perkinsozoa; Perkinsida; Perkinsidae. Gene Ontology annotation, molecular function: aspartic-type endopeptidase activity. The record is from RefSeq and is a predicted model, not a curated record. The transcript has a single exon.